Molecule: messenger RNA, 1575 nt
Organism: Aspergillus ruber CBS 135680
Lineage: Eukaryota; Fungi; Ascomycota; Eurotiomycetes; Eurotiales; Aspergillaceae
Product: ribosome-binding protein NMD3
Exons: 2
Coding region: 1-1575 (524 amino acids)
Biological process (GO): ribosomal large subunit export from nucleus
Cellular component (GO): cytoplasm; nucleus
Molecular function (GO): ribosomal large subunit binding
Source: RefSeq, a predicted model, not a curated record
AUGUCGAUGGAUCUGGAUGAUGCCCCGGUGCCCAUUGCGGGUGGCCAACAGCCCGUUGCUGCGACUAUCCUGUGUUGCAACUGCGGUGCCCCUAUUGAUGGAACUUCUUCAGCUGGUGCGCUUUGCCAGGACUGUGUCAGAUUGACCGUGGACAUUUCUCAAGGAAUCCCGCGCGAGUCUGUUGUUCACAUUUGCAAAGACUGUGAACGCUGGCUGCAACCACCCACCAGCUGGGUCAGCGCCGCCCCCGAAUCGAAGGAACUACUCGCCCUUUGUUUGCGCAAACUUCGAGGCCUUAACCGAGUCCGAAUUAUCGAUGCAGGAUUUAUCUGGACGGAACCCCACUCGAGACGUAUCAAAGUGAAGAUCACCAUCCAGCAAGAGGCUUUCCAGGGUACCAUCGUGCAGCACUCGUUUGAGGUGGAAUAUGUAGUCGCUACUCAGCAGUGUCCUGAGUGUGCCAAGUCGUACACUCACAACACAUGGCAAGCGUCGGUGCAAGUUCGACAGAAGGUUCCUCACAAGCGGACGUUCCUUUUCCUCGAGCAGCUUAUUCUCAAGAACAACGCCCACCAGAAUACGGUCAACAUCAAGGAAGCUAAGGAUGGAUUGGAUUUUUAUUACUCGCAGCGGAACCAUGCGGAGAAGAUGGUUGAGUUCUUGUCGUCUGUUGCCCCGUGCAAGUCGAAGAAGUCGGAACAACUGAUCUCCAUGGAUGUACACACUUCCAACAAGUCCUACAAGUUCACUUUCUCCGUUGAAUUGGUGCCUAUUUGCAAGGACGACUUGGUGGCUCUCCCGAUCAAAUUGGCGAAGCAAAUGGGUAACAUCUCGCCCUUGACGCUUUGCCACCGUGUGGGCACGGCCGUCAACCUCAUGGAUCCCUGCACUCUUCAAACAGCAGAAGUCCCCACAGGAACCUACUGGCGCUCGCCAUUCAACGCCCUUGCAGACGUGACGGAGUUGGUCGAAUUCAUUAUCAUGGAUAUCGAACCUGUCGGCCGUACAAACGGACGAUACCACCUCGCAGAGGCAACCGUUGCGCGCGCCUCGGAUCUGGGCUCGAACGAUCAAACCUACUUCUGCCGAACCCACCUCGGUGGUAUCUUCCACGUCGGGGACAGCGCGCUGGGAUACCACUUGACCGGGAGCAACUUCAACGAUGCCAACUUUGAAGCCAUCGAGAAUAGCAGCCGAUAUAGCUCCAUGAUCCCCGACGUUGUCCUUGUCAAGAAGCACUACGCCCGCAAGAAGAACAAGAAGACUCGCAACUGGCGUCUCAAGCGUAUGGCCCGCGAGUACGAAGAGGAAGCCCUUGCGCAGAGCAACCAGCCCACGAACCGCAAGCAGGAGCAGGAGCGCGAGAAGCUCGAAGCGGACUAUGAGAUGUUCUUGCAGGAUGUUGAGGAAGACCAGGAAUUGCGGGGAACCCUUGACCUCUACAAGAACAGGAAAGCUGCUCCUGCUGAAGGUGAUGGUAUGGAUGAGGAUGAGAGCGAUGACGAGGCGCCUAAGAUCAACAUGGAUGAGCUGCUCGAUGACUUUGACGAGUUGAAUAUGGACGAUAAAGAAUAA